Molecule: messenger RNA, 915 nt
Organism: Bipolaris zeicola 26-R-13
Lineage: Eukaryota; Fungi; Ascomycota; Dothideomycetes; Pleosporales; Pleosporaceae
Exons: 3
Coding region: 1-915 (304 amino acids)
Biological process (GO): monoatomic ion transport
Cellular component (GO): endoplasmic reticulum; plasma membrane
Molecular function (GO): monoatomic ion channel activity
Source: RefSeq, a predicted model, not a curated record
AUGAUCGUCGACAAGUUUGAGGAAGUUUUGCAGACGGCAGCGCUUCCAGCUGCUGCCUCUGUUGCACCCAUCCCCUCCGUCAUUCCUGGAAGCGAGCCUAUCUACCAGGUUGCCGGUGAUGCUGGACAAAAGGUCCUCUGGGUUGUCUUUGCCAUCAUGUUGGUUGCCUCUGGUGCUUUCACUCUCAUGUCAUGGAAUGUCCCCUUGAACAAGCGUCUCUACCAUGUCGUUACUACCAUCAUCACCCUGACUGCUGCCCUCUCAUACUUCGCCAUGGCUACCGCCCACGGUGUUUCCCUGACAAAGAUUGUUGAGCGUGAGCAGCACGACCACGUUCCUGACACCUUCACCACCACCUACCGUGAGGUCUACUGGGCCCGUUACGUCGACUGGACCAUCACCACUCCUCUCCUGCUCCUCGAUCUCGGUCUCCUUGCUGGCAUGGCCGGUGGACACCUGAUCAUGAUGAUUGUUGCCGAUAUCUUCAUGGUUCUGACCGGUCUCUUCGCUGCUUUCGGCUCCGAGGACACUCCUCAGAAGUGGGGCUGGUACACCAUCUCCUGCAUUUCCUUCAUCUUUGUCUUCUGGCACUUGGGUCUCAACGGUGGAGCCAACGCCAAUGCCAAGGGUGAGAAGCUUCGCGGCUUCUUUGUCUCCAUCUCCGUCUACACUGCCAUUCUCUGGACUGCCUACCCCAUUGUCUGGGGUAUUGCCGACGGUGCCCGCAAGGUCAGCGUUGACACUGAGAUCAUUGCCUACGCCAUUCUCGACGUUCUCGCCAAGGCUGUCUUCGGUGCCUGGCUCCUCAUUGUCCACUCCAACAUGCGCGAGAGCGAUGCUGAGCUCAACGGCUUCUGGGCCAACGGCCUCAGCCGCGAUGGUGCUAUCCGCAUCGGUGAGGACGACGGUGCCUAA